Messenger RNA from Sphaerodactylus townsendi, 8164 nucleotides. It is a transcript of the gene TRERF1, whose product is annotated as transcriptional regulating factor 1. Gene Ontology annotation, molecular function: transcription corepressor activity. Gene Ontology annotation, cellular component: histone deacetylase complex; transcription regulator complex. Gene Ontology annotation, biological process: negative regulation of DNA-templated transcription; regulation of transcription by RNA polymerase II. The record is from RefSeq and is a predicted model, not a curated record. NCBI's taxonomy places the organism in Eukaryota, Metazoa, Chordata, Lepidosauria, Squamata, Sphaerodactylidae. Bases 366 to 3848 code for a protein of 1160 amino acids. The transcript has 15 exons.
CCCCACCUUCCCGGUUCUGCACGAAAAUAAUUUGACAGCGUUUUGCUGACACUGGGAUUUUGCAGCAGAGAUCAAGGGGGGUAGAGCCCCCUUACUAGGAGGCGUGCACAGAAUUUCAUGCACAAGGUCUCCAGAGCAUGCUAAGUGUAUUAUCAUGUUCACUCUAGCCUUUUUUAUGAAGACACAAAACACCCUCAUCCUCCAAGUAAAAUGACUGUCUCUAAAGGAAUUUCUGUAGCUCAAGGGAACCAUUAGAAAAAUUAAUUGAUUUUACAAGGUUUAGUUUUGCAUAUUCAAUACCUCUCAGGGAUUACUAUUCUUUGCUUUAUUUUAAAUGGUGUUUGAUCAGAAGCAAGGUGCUGAAAAUGGGGGAUCAGCAGAUGUACAAAGCGAACCACAUCAUUAGCAACAAUGAAGGUUUAUAUUACCAGCAACAUCUAAAUUCUCUUACAUCUUUAAACCACAGCUAUGGAGCGUCAGCCAUGGAUGCAUCUCAGGAUUCUCCCCUCUCUCCCUCAUUUCCCCAUGAUACAAGAGAAAACAUAGCUUUGAAUGUUGGGCCCAAAACUCUUGGGUUGAUGGAUUCUCCAAGGCAAACAAAUUGGGCCCAUUUGGGUUCCAGCAACCACAUCCCAGUAAGGACCAAUCAGAAUGUGAUGUGGAACUCAACAGGGCAAGGGGAACCCACUGAUGGGUAUGACCAUCUAUGUUCCCAGGCCAAUGAGAUCAGGUCACAGAAAAUUACCAGUGGAGUGUUGCAUAAGUUAGACUCCUUCACCCAAGUGUUUGCUAACCAGAACUUAACAAUCCAAGUCAACAACGUGUCCCAGGUCUUACAGUCUCAGCCGUCAGGGAUGGACAAUGACAGUACACUUCGGCAACUGUUGUCUCAGAAGCCUGCUGCUGAGCAACAGCCUGCUCAGAGAUAUCAGCAGGUGCCUCAGCAACUCCAUUCGGGCUUUGCAAGUGCACAGCAGAAACAGCAAAUGCACCUAAUGCAGCACCAACAACCACUGUAUUAUGACGACCAGCAACACUUAGCUCACAUGCCUGUGCACCCUGGGGUGCACCAGGGACAGGCCCACUUGCAGCAGAUCCACUCUCAGCACUUGCUGCCACAGCAGCUGCAACAGGAUCAAUACUAUAUGCAGCAACAGCCUCACCAAGGGCAGCACAGGCUUCUGAUACAUGAGAUGCAGCAGCAGCGACAGUGCCCAGUGCAAACAGCUCAGUAUUAUCCAAUACAACCUAUGAUGCAACAGUUACAGCAUCAACAGCAGCAGAUGCAAAUGCAACUUCCUCCCUAUCACCGAGAUCCUGAACCAAAGACUCUGCAUGAAGCUCACCAGUACUCCCAAGACCGGGGUUCUUCUGUGCAGCUUAUACAACUGGGAGCCGUGCCUCAGUAUUUCUACCAAGAUCAGCAACAGCCAUUCAGGCACUUGUAUCCACAAAAUUUGUUGCAGCAGCAGCAACAGACUGCAGAAGAGACCAGCCAGCCGAAUCAUUAUCAGAGUGAAAACAAGUCUCGCCCCUUGAUGGACUCACAUCUUGAGUUCUCCAGAGCAGAGAGGACAGAAAGUCCAGUAGAGCAGGACAUGAAUUCUAUUGGUGUCUCUCAACAAUGUCUCUUACCUCCAAAUAGAGCCCACACGAAUAGUAAAAGAGCCCAGCAGUUGUCUCCCAAUGCAGCGUGGACUCAGCAGAUUCAGCUGUCUGACAGCACACUCAGAUCAGCAUCACCUGAACAAAGUAAUACUGGUCACAGUCAAGAAACGUAUACCGAGAGAUUUGAAACAAAGAGCAAACUAAUGUGCACCAUAUGCUUGAAGGAGUUUAAGAGUUUACCAGCUCUAAAUGGCCACAUGAGGUCUCAUGGAGGGGUUCGGGCAUCUCCCAUCUUCAGACAGGAGGAAGGAGAGAAUCCGUCAGAGCAGCCACCGUCGCAGCCGCCCUCCGAGGUGGAUAGCCUUGUGCCCAUCGUCAUGCCUGUUUCUGUCCCCGUAAAGCUCCUGUCGCCCGAUCCAAGCAGGCAGGCCACUGACAGCAGUGCCACAGUCAAAGAUAAGCCUGUCUCAGAUGAUGAAAUGCCUGUUCUUGUGAGGAUGACUUACUCACCACCACGUUCCCCUAGAGCGGCCAGCCCAUGCGUGUCUUCUGAUCCAAGUAAGAAAAACCACCAAAGCAUUACCAACUCUGAAGAGAGCUUCAGACCUUCACAAGACAAGAGAAAAUACCGCCACAGACCUGAGCCACUCUUUAUACCACCUCCUUCCUUCAGCUUUAGUGUCCUUCAUUCAGGCGCUACCUUAUACCAAAGCCAGCUUCGCUCUCCCCGCAUCCUAGGGGAUCAACUUGAUAAGAUUCAUGAGCUUCCUCCUUAUACCCCCCCUCCUAUGCUCAGCCCAGUACGUCAAGGAUCUGGUCUCUUCAGCAGUGUUAUCACCUCUUCUCAUGGGGCAUCCCACCCCCAGCUACCACUCACUCCUCUGACACCCACUCCCCGGGUGCUUCUCUGUCGAUCUAAUAGUGUUGAUGGAAGCAAUAUCCCCGUGACCCCAGGGCCUGGAGAACAGACCAUUGAUGUAGAACCGCGUAUCAAUAUUGGAUCAAGAUUUCAGGCUGAUAUCCCUGAAUUUAAAGAUAUAACCUCAGUGGGGAAAGAGGAUCACAAAGCAACUUUAGUAUGGAAACCAUGGCCAGAACUGGAAGACGAUGCUUUCCAGCAAAGAGUUAACGAGCUCUUAAAUAUGUGCUGUUCAAGUGUGUUACCUGGUGGAGGAACCAACAUGGAAUAUGGUUUACAUUCUCUUUUUGAGGCUAAAGGGAAUAUAAUGGUUACUCUGGAGAUGCUUCUUUUGCUGAAACCAGUGAGAGCAAAAUUUCAUCCCCUGGCAAACUAUCACUAUGCUGGUUCUGACAAGUGGACCCCCCUUGAGAAAAAAAUGUUUAAUAAAGCCCUGUCCACAUACAGCAAAGACUUCAUUUUGGUACAGAAAAUGGUGAAGUCUAAGACAGUGGCACAGUGUGUUGAAUACUAUUAUACUUGCAAGAAAAUCAUGCAUUUGGGAAGGAAGCACAGAACACGUCAAGUGGAAAUAAAAGAGGAAUGCCUGACAAGUGGAGAAGAAGAAGACUUGGAGAAUGAGGAGCAAGUGGAGGAAGAUAGAAAAUCUAUAAAAGAAGAGGAAAUUGAAAAUCAGAAUUCUCCUGACCCACCACCCAUUGCCCUUGGGGCACCUAUUAACCUGCCAUCCCUGAAGAACCUCAUUCUCCCUGUGACUUCAUUUACCUGUGAAAUGCCAGAUUGUGGAGCUAUGUUCAGCUCCAGACAAGCCUUGAAUGGUCAUGCUCGCAUUCAUGGUGGUACAAACCCUGUGGUGAAAACCCGCUAUGGAGGUCCUGGCACCAAGCCGAAACCAAAUUCCCAGAAUGAGUACUGCUCAGUCAAAAACUCUCCAGCUCACAGCACAACAAGUGGCGAGACUGAUCCCCCUACAGUUUUCCCUUGUAAAGAAUGUGGCAAGAUGUUUUUCAAAAUCAAAAGUCGCAACGCCCAUAUGAAAACACACCGGCAACAGGAAGAACAACAAAGGCAGAAAGCUCAGAAGGCUGCCGUGGCAGCUGAAAUGGCAGCUACUAUUGCAAGGACUACAGGGCCAGCUGAGCAUGCCUUGAUUCCAUUGGAUCACUUAGACUUGAUAAAGCAGGUUGAGCAGGUGGAUGAGCUUGACAGUGAUGUUGUUCAGGAACUGGGGGAGGUAAUUGACAGUACUGAAGGGAUAGACCCUGAUCUCUUACUAGAUGAAGAUGACUCUGAAUUACUUCAAGAUGACGUUGAGCUCUAGGAGAAAUGAACUGGUCUGUAAAAUUACAAAUGCUCAUUGAAAUUAGUUCCCCCAUCAGGAGGACUUUUAUUUUAACCUGUUUAAAUACUUGGAGUACUUUUUAUCCAGGACUGGAACAAAUUUGAGUUGUUUCUUAUUUGGGUAGGGAUAGUAUAUUACGUUUGGCUUUGGAAGAUGAACAACAAUUCAUUUUGUUCCCCUUUUUAGAGGUGUUUAGUCCUUAUGCCUUGGUAACCAAAAGCAUGGAAAAGUUCCUGUUCCUUUCUGGCUUUUUUCCCCAUGAAAAGCCCCAAAUUCUUUUUAACUCCUCAGGGUUUCCCAUCUUCUCCCCUACCCCCCCACCACAGGAUACCUAAGGAGAAUUUUUAAACUAUGUUUCAUUUUGUGCCUUUCUGAUCCAAAAACAUCUGCAACCAUUCUUAUGUCAAAUACUUUCAAAUGACAAAUAAUGGACCAUUAACCACGUCUGCAGUAACUACAAAACUGACAUGGAAAUACCUUGGUGGCAUCUUGAUAAAGCAGAUUGUGCAGAAUUUAUACAGUUGCCAUUGUCUUUCUACUAGAGAAGCUCUCGGGCUAGUUCAGCAGUUAAGGUUGAUAUUAUUCCCAAGCCUAGAAAGCUGUGUCCCAAAUGAAUUCUUUCAUGGCAUCUUCAUAUUUGCUGUAAGCAGGUGGGGGACUAUUUUUGAAUUUCCUCCUGAAGAAGUAGACUGACUUAGUGGAUUAUUCCACUUACUUUGCUUGGAUGGGAAAGAAGUGAUUAUCCAUGAGGAAAGAAAGUGAAAACAGCUAGAUUGAUCUAAUGUUUUACUGAAUCUUAAAGCUUUAUGUGGCAGUUCAUUUGCAAAGGAUUUUUUUACAUUGUGCACUUCAGAACUUCCAUUUUAAUUGGGUUCAGAAAGGAUAGAGGAAGAGAAUUAUGAAUCUAAAGAAAAAUGGCUACUUGAUCUUCACUUUAGAGUAGCUGCUGGGAUAACUCUCCCCUUCCCCACCCUCCAUAUACUGAACAGUAUUAGAUAGGAUAUGUGAGUGAUUGACCGAAUGCACUAAAAUGCGAUUCAAAAGCAGCAUUGAUAGAAAAGCUGUCCGUCACUGAAGGAAGAUACUUCUUUUAUGCUGAUGGCGAUGCUGAAGCAUUCUCUCAAGGAUAGUGCAUGUACUCUCCUCACAAACAAAAGGAAUGUGGGAGGAAGAUGACUACCAUGAAGUAAAACAAUGAUAAAUAAUGGGAUUCUGUACUACAUUUCUCAGUUUGUACUUUGCACUACCCAGAAACUGUUAAGACUGAUUAUGAAAGUGUCAAAUUCUUUGUUGUGGCAGCUUCUAUGUGCGUGGGGGAAGGGGCUGAAGUGCUCUUUUAUUUUGCUCUUUUAUGUACAUUAUAACAUAGACCAUGUAUAAAAUAAGAUAACUUUUGUUCACUCAGAAUUUUACUUGAGCAUUGGAACCCUGGGGAGUUUCGGAUCAUGGCCAAAAAACUUUAAAGGCUGCCAUUUAUGAAACGGUGUGUGGGUGUUUUAAGCAGUUGUUAAGGUUAAGUAUAAUUAUACUAAAAGUAAGCUUAUCCCCCAGAAGACACUCUGUAAUAGGCUUAUAAACUUAUCUUGGGAAACUGAAACACCGUUGAAUUUGAACAACUUUUGAAAGCAGGAGUUAUGGGCUUCUAUACCUACAGCUGUGAAUAUCUCUAAAUAGAAUGCAACACAACAAAUGUUUCAUGUCCUGUAGUUAUGCUGAAAUUCAGUUUUCUUGAAAAUAUUUCACUGUCUUUUUGCUAUUUCCCCCCUUUUUAUUUCUCUGUAACAAUCAUAAAUUUGCAGAUUAAGUCCAAAGAAAAUUAUUGUGAUUCUGGUCCUUUACUUCCUUGGUUUGCUGUGUUUGUUUAUGUUAAAUAAGCACAGACUGAGGUCUAAAACAUUUUUUAUGAAAGGUAAACAUUUUGCACCCAUCUUAUCCAUAAUGAAUGAAAGGGGAAUUGAAAAAUUCCUUUCUCACUCCCCCGCCCCCGCCCUCACUCUCUCUCCCCUCCCUUGUUUUUGUUCUUGGCCAAAUCAUCAUCAUGUUCAAAUUUUUGAAUGACUGGGUUGGUUCCUCUAUGGCUGUGUCAUUGGAAAAGACAGUUUGCCAUAGAAAUAAUCUGAACAGUAUAAAGUGGGUCAGGCCUGAUUAACGGCUUCUGAAAAUAUUUGAUACAUAUAGAAAUGCUACUCAAAUGUUCCCAUCUGGUCACUCUUAACUUUUUCCCCAAACUGAUUCAAGAAGCCAGCUACUUAUCAAGGAGCAAACAGUUUGAUCUGACUUCUGUUUGGUGGAGUGAGGGGGAGUGUGUUGGGGAGUGUGUUUGAAAGUGCUGCAUCACUGCAUCUGGCUGUCACAGCAAACGAGCAACUCACCCUUGUUUUGUUAUUACUGGGCAAUCUUUAAUGUUGAUGCAGUUGACAAGGGGAGUUCAGGAGAAAUAAUAGUUUGAGUGCCCUGUUGAGCACAGCGAGACACCUGAUUGGGAAAAUGUAUGAGGAUGCCUUGUAGACAUGCUCUUACUUAAUCACUUUGUGUUUCCAGGGGGUUAGUCAGCUAAUGUGUCUGGGUUGCAUGCUCUUUGAAAGCAUCUCCACUUUUGUAUUAAGCAUUUGUUGGCAAAUGAAAUCUGCAUAGUUGUGAUGGUUGCCCAUCUGUUACAUUGCUCCUAUUAUUCCUCGGUAACUCCAUCAAUUUUCUGUGCAAUUCCAAAGAACAACUCUUAAAAAAUCCAUGUAAUCAUCUGAGAGAGUUAUUUUUCCUUGUAUUCCUGAAAGGAAGAGAUCAGAAUUUGGUCUGGCUUGCAAAUCUCCAGUUCAUGUAGUACUUAGGAGCUGACAGGAAGGAGCACAUGUGCCCCUAUUUUAUCCACAGCUUUCUAAUUUCCCAGGUUCCUCUGCUAGAAGGAUUACAUCAGUUGGGAAAGAAGGAAAUAGAAACUUACCCUGAGAGUGCAUAACCUGCUUCAGUGUUGGGAAUGUAAUCCCAAACAUUCUGCUCGACAUACAUUGGAAGCCCAUGUCAGAGUCAGAACUGUAGGAUAUAACAAUGUAUUCAAAGAGUGCAUGGUACAAGAACCUGGCUACAGGUUACCCUUACAAUAAGAAAGGCAGCCAAGUUGUUAAGAACUCUGAAUGGACCCUGCUGAUAGUAUGCAGUUGUGUGACAUUAUAUUGUCCAUUAUAGAUAAUUAUUCAUAGUACAAAUCAUGACAAAUCGAUUUCAAUAGUUUUCUGAACCCCAGAGUCAACAAAUCUUUAUGAACCAAGAAACAAUAUAAGCAUUUGCUGUUAAAGAAGGAUUGUCCUGAACAAAUGUCUCACUCAAAUAUAUCUUAAAGUCCAGUUUAACAGAUGACAUUUUGCUUAAAAUAAUAAGACAAAAGUCAAGUAACCAAGACAAAAGCUACUUAUCUUCCAAAUGCGUGAAUUUGAACCAAUAAUAUAUCAGCCAGUUUAUAAACCUUGCCAUCUUGUAGUAGAUAUUCCAAACUGAUGUGCAUAGAUCACAUUUGAGUUAAUGAUGAGGCAGACCUUCUAGUGUAAUAAACCAUUGCUUCUCUGAGGAUUUGCUAAAAUACUGUCCAGGACAAUAUGGAUUACUGUACCAAGAGACAGCUUUCUGAUGCUAAUAUUGCAGGUGGCAUUAGGCAUUUUUUAAAUUCAAAGCUGUACAGCUUAUAUUGUUCAGGAAUAUCUUUACCUUACAUUGAAAAGUAUUCUGGGGAUAUAGCUGGUACUUAAAGCCCAAGUAGUAUCAUCAAAUUCUUCUUAUCCUUCCUUGAUCAACAGAUGGCUGCUGUUUUGGCAGAUAAGGUAGACUAUAUCACCUACACAAGUUCAGAUAUUAACUAAAGUUAUAGUAUGUCUGUGGAGAAAUUUCAAAAGCAAAGGACAUUAUAUCUAAAUAGAAAUAAAAGAACACUCCCCAAAUACAUAUUUCACAGGAUGCUAAAUAAAUAUAAUUAUAACAACAUUGCUUAAAAUAACCAAAGAGAAUCUCAAAACUAAACCCUGAAGAUCUGUGGAUACUUGGCAUUUGUGGUUAGGGUUAGGGUUCGUUGUUUUGCAGUGAUUAAUAUCACUUAAAUAUGAUUUAUAUUUUGUCAGAAAACUUGGGAUUUUUUCCUAAUGGUUCUCAUGUUUGUUGCAGUAGCAUUUCUGUAGUGAAAUGGAAAUUGUACAUAACAAAGAAAAGUAUAUUUUAUGGAGAAAUCUUAUUUUCAAAUAUAUUUAACUGCUGUUAUAUUGUUACAGAAAAUGUAUAAAUAGUUUUGGAACUGUAGCAUAGUAUAAAAA